Messenger RNA from Oryza sativa Japonica Group (Japanese rice), 1303 nucleotides. RefSeq lists its product as uncharacterized. The record is from RefSeq and is a predicted model, not a curated record. Gene Ontology annotation, cellular component: mitochondrial matrix. Lineage: Eukaryota; Viridiplantae; Streptophyta; Magnoliopsida; Poales; Poaceae.
AACCUCAGCUUCCAUACCGUUUCCCGUUCCUCCUAAACCCUUCGGCUCCUCCCUUCUCACGAUGUUCCGCCGCGCCGCCGCGUCUACCUUCUUUCGCCAUGCCCUCUCCACCUCACCAUACUCCUCCUCCGCCGCCGCCGCCGCCGCGGCCGCCUCCUCCUCCGCCGUGAACUCCAUCAUCCUCCGCUCCCUCAAGGAGCACUUCCUCGAGGUCUCCAAGAUGACGCCCCCGCCCAAGAUCAGCCCGCCCAAGCCCUACACGAUCGUCAAGGGCGCCCUGGACCAGGCAUCCGGCCCCGUGCUCCGCCGCGGGUACGGGGAUGCCGGCGAGGAGAUCUCAAUCUCCGUCGCCAGGCUCGCCAACAUCAUGCCCCCCGGCGCCGACUACGACUCGGACGACGACGACGGCGGCGGGGGUGGGGUGAGCGAGUCGAUUAGCCAGCUUUUCCUCCACGUCGACAUCUCCAGGCCAGGGAGCAGCAAGUCGCUGCAGUUCCUGUGCGGGCUGUACCCCGACGCCGUGGGGAUCCAUUCCGUCUGCCUCCGGCCGAAGACUGCCGAGUCUGGGACGGCGGGUUUGGCUGGGAAGGGCGGUGACGGGUACCAGGGCCGUAUCUUCCAAGAAUUGGAUGAGAAUGUGCGUGAUGCAUUCCAUCAUUACAUCGAGGCCCGUGGUAUAAAUGAGAAACUCUUCCCUUUCCUACAAGCUUGGCUGUAUGUGAAGGAUCACCGCAAUCUCAUACGCUGGUUCAAGAGUGUGGGUACACUGAUCAGUGAGCCAAAGUCUGAGUAAGAUGUUAAUAACAUCUUGCUGAAGAUCACAUCGGGGAGGCGAUACUAGGAAUGUUUCUUGCCUGUUUGAGAAAACCCAGAAGAUUUGGAGCUAUGCUACAAUAAAGCAAAUGCGGCACACGAUAUUGCAUUAGUGGGGGUUUCUUCGUUCUGUUUAGUUUAACUAAGCCCCUGGGGAGUAGAUCGUCACUGGAGGGCUUGAUGUGUAGGAUUACUAGCGUGAGUUUUCAAUAUUCCUGUGAUUGGAUGCUCUACCAUUAGUUGUGCAUUACGAUAUAACCAUGCACUUGAACAAUUUAUGCAUCCUUCCUAUAAUCAUGGCUAUAGGGUUACAAAAUUAGCCUGAAGGAGCCGGAAACUAUUGGUAAUUUUUGUAAGAGAGCACAUCCCCAACUUUUAUAGAAAGGCCAUCAUUAGAUGAUUACAACACAAUCACUUGGGGAGUUGGGGGUAUAGAGAACUGUACAAGAUUACAGAUGAAUAUGACUCCUUUCGGUUCCAUUUCCAAUUA